Messenger RNA from Budorcas taxicolor (takin), 1176 nucleotides. It is a transcript of the gene SRM, whose product is annotated as spermidine synthase. The transcript is spliced from 8 exons. The record is from RefSeq and is a predicted model, not a curated record. Gene Ontology annotation, cellular component: cytosol. Gene Ontology annotation, biological process: spermidine biosynthetic process. Lineage: Eukaryota; Metazoa; Chordata; Mammalia; Artiodactyla; Bovidae. Gene Ontology annotation, molecular function: spermidine synthase activity. Bases 10 to 918 code for a protein of 302 amino acids.
CCGCCCGCCAUGGAGCCUAGCCCCGACGGCCCCGCCGCCCCCGGCCCCGCUGCCAUCCGCGAGGGCUGGUUCCGCGAGACGUGCAGCCUGUGGCCCGGCCAGGCCCUGUCUCUGCAGGUGGAGCAGCUGCUACACCAUCAACGCUCGCGGUACCAGGAUAUCCUCGUCUUCCGCAGUAAGAGCUACGGGAAUGUGCUGGUGUUGGACGGCGUUAUCCAGUGCACGGAGAGGGACGAGUUCUCCUACCAGGAGAUGAUCGCCAACCUGCCCCUCUGCAGUCACCCCAACCCACGCAAGGUGCUAAUCAUUGGGGGCGGGGACGGAGGCGUCCUGCGGGAGGUGGUCAAGCAUUCCUCUGUGGAGUCCGUGGUCCAGUGCGAGAUUGACGAGGAUGUCAUUCAAGUCUCCAAGAAGUUCCUGCCUAGCAUGGCUGUUAGCUACUCCAGCUCAAAGCUGACCCUACACGUGGGUGAUGGUUUUGAGUUCAUGAAACAGAACCAGGACGCCUUCGACGUCAUCAUCACUGACUCCUCAGAUCCCAUGGGUCCUGCUGAGAGCCUCUUCAAGGAGUCCUACUACCAGCUCAUGAAGACUGCCCUCAAGGAGGACGGCAUUCUCUGCUGCCAGGGCGAGUGCCAGUGGCUGCACCUGGACCUCAUCAGGGAGAUGCGGCAGUUCUGCAAGUCUCUCUUCCCGGUGGUGGACUAUGCCUACUGCACCAUCCCCACCUACCCCAGCGGCCAGAUCGGCUUCAUGCUGUGCAGCAAGAGCCCGAGCACCAACUUCCGGGAGCCCGUGCAGCUGCUGACGCAGAAGCAGGUGGAAGAGAUGCAGCUGAAAUACUACAACUCCGAUGUGCACCGGGCAGCCUUCGUCCUGCCUGAGUUUGCCCGGAAGGCCCUGAAUGAUGUGAGCUGAGCCCGGGUACUGCUGCUGACACUGCCCACGACCUCGGACAGGGAGCCUCUGGGGCACCUGGGUCCCACCAGCCCUGGACAAGACUUCUGCUGGCUUGCCCACCAACUGACUGUUACAGGCCCCAGAACGCUGUCCGGCUGGUCCUGCCGGGUGGACUGUCUGUCUUCCUCUGGGUGGCGUUCAGCCACCAAACCUAUACCAGCUGUGUACAGCAUCUCCCCCACCUCUGUUGCCCCUCACUCACCAAACACAUGUAUU